UUUCUCUCUCUUCUUGCCAUGAUCACUCCCAAAUUCUCGUGUAGUCAGACGGCGGACGCAGUCAUCAUACGGAUGUAUUGCCCUUCUGUUCGCGCAGCCGAUGUCGAGAUCCACGUCGAAGACACACUUUUCAGUGUGCAUAUCAACCCUUACUUUCUGCGACUAAACUUUUCCCAUCCGGUGGUGGAGGACGACGAUCAGGCUAACGCGACAUACGAUGCCGGCGAAGGAUGGCUUACGGUGACCCUUGUGAAGCAAGAGAAAGGCCAGGAGUUCGCAGAUCUGGAUUUGUUGGGGAAGCUAUUGGCGCCGAAGCCGUCUGCGCCAAGACAGCCAGAGAUCGAGGUCAUUGGGAGCGAGGAGGACGAGCUUGUUGCUCAAACAGAGGGACUGUCGCUGUCCUCUGAGCAGCAAGAAAUUCUACUCGCGGAGGAGAACGACUGGCAAAUACCACAGACAAUACCGGACGAGUCAUCGUCUAUAUCGCUCUCUUUGACACAAUCGUAUGGCUUCCUGAACCGAUAUACUGGCUACUUCACACACGUCGCACAUACCGAAAACGAAGUCAACGAGCUGGGUGCUGAGGCCGAACGCCUGACGCCUGGUGAGCGAAGGCAGAAACGCUUUGACCGUGAAGAUGACAAGUUCGACGACGAGUACUACAUGGCGGACUAUGCCGCAGACGAGCAUGUCCAAGAGCUUCUACUUUGGAAGAAUCCACAUAUCGAGUCGACAACUGAAUCUUUUGAGUUCACAGAAGAAGAGAAGUUGGCUUUAUUAACGCUUCCUCGCAGGGAAUAUCUUGCAUCGCCACAAGAGUCAAGUGCCCUUUACCUUACACUUGCGACUAUUCUAUUUGCUUACUCCUACGACGCGCGAACAACCGAGGGAGAACCAACGCCGGAAAGCGCAUGGACGAUAUGCUCUCUUACUCCUGCCUUUGCUGCACUCGACCCAGCGCCAUAUUCUAUCGAGCCAACUUCUGAGAUCACACCCAUGGACCUUCUUGCGACAUUCGUCCAAUCUUAUCGUCGCACGCUCGCAUUCCCUCUCCAUCGCUCCUUCAUACUCGCCGAAGCCUGUCGGAACGAUACCGCCCGUCUUUUGGUUACUGGAAAGCGUGCGAUCCUGCGGGUGCUACUCCGGAUGAAGGACAUUCUCGCCCACCACGAGGUUUACUAUGUCUACAACAAGAUAUGGGUCGAGGAUUUCUGUGUCUGGGUGCAAAGUACUGCGAGCGAUGACGUUCUGCGAAGUUUGGGCACCGUGUUACUGUCUCCUGGCUUCCGGAUACCGAGAGGCGCGAUUGGCUGGGACCUGGAGGAUCUGGAAGAGUUUACAAGGGAGAAAGAGGGGGGGGACCGAUAG
Molecule: messenger RNA, 1368 nt
Organism: Mycena indigotica
Lineage: Eukaryota; Fungi; Basidiomycota; Agaricomycetes; Agaricales; Mycenaceae
Product: CS domain-containing protein
Exons: 6
Coding region: 19-1368 (449 amino acids)
Biological process (GO): box H/ACA snoRNP assembly
Cellular component (GO): cytoplasm; nucleoplasm
Source: RefSeq, a predicted model, not a curated record